AUGUGCGCCGUGCAGCUGCUGCGGGUGUCGGUCCAUGAGCGGAUCAGCGCCGCCGCCGAAGACUUUCUGCUGCAGGUGGAGAAAGGGGAGGUAGCGGCGGAACUCCCGGCGCUGAGAGCGCUUCUCACCGAGCGGCUGACGGCGGCUGCAGAGGAGAUAGUCGGUCUGUUCGAGGAAGCCGUGGCGAAGUAUGAAGACAGAGUGGAGCGGUCCGAGCGGGAGGUGUGCCGCCAGAGGAGGCUGCUGGACGCCGUGUUGAAGCCCGAGGUCCGGCUGCACAGGGCAGGGUAUCCUGCAGACGUCCAGCAGCUGUUAGUAUGUGAUGAGGCCCCGUCCGAUCAGGUGCUGAGCUCCAGACUGGAACAGGAGGAUCUGGAGCCUCACUUCAUUAAAGAGGAACAGGAGGAACCGUGCACCAGCCAGGAUGAAGAACAGCUCCAUGGACCUGAGGACACUGGUGUCGCCAAGUUCGCCUUCAGUCCAGUCCAUGUGAAGAGUGAGGAUGAUGAUGAGGAUCCUCAGUCCUCACAGCUUCAUUUGCCCGAGAACUGCAGAGACGCAAUGAGAGCAUCAGAACCAGAUACGAACUCAGGUCCUCAUGGACAUUUAGGACCAGUUAGUGAAGACACUUCUCUAGACUCUAACUCAACUGAUGACAGUGAUUCUGAUUGGACACGAACUAGAGAAGCUCACUUAGGUGGAGAUGUGGUAAAAAACAGCAAAGGGUUGGACAAUGACCCAAGCUCCUCAACGAAGGAGCAGCCUUUUCCUUGUUCUUACUGUGGGAAGCGUUUUAGCCUUAAAGGAAAUCUGAACAGACAUGUUAGGGACCACACAGGUGAGAGGCCGUUUCCCUGCACAGGCUGCGAUAAAUCAUUUAAAGAUAGCGGAUCGCUAACGGCCCACAUGAGGUGUCACACAGGAGAGCAGCCAUAUAGCUGCUUAUUCUGUGGGAAGAAUUUUAGUGGGAGGGGAAACAUGACUCGACACAUGAGAAUCCACACUGGAGAGAAGCCCUUCACCUGCUCAGUGUGCAAUAAAAGCUUCCAUGUAAAGGAGCAUCUGAACAGACACAUGAAGUACCACACAGGGGAAAAACCCUUCAGCUGCUCUGUCUGUGGUAAAGGAUGUGCUCAGAAAACAGAUCUAAAGAAACACAUGAGAGUUCACACUGGAGAGAAACCUUUCACUUGUCCAUUUUGUGGAAAAUCUUGUGCUGAGAAAGGAGACUUGACUAAACACAUGAGAGUUCACACAGGAGAGAAACCGUUCAGGUGUAAUGUCUGUGGUAAGAGCUGUGCCCAAAAAGGCAGCCUGAAGAUUCACAUGAGGAUCCACACUGGAGAGAAACCGUUCAGCUGCUCAGUCUGCGGCAAGUGUUUUACAGUUACUGGACACCUGAAGAGACACAUGAAGCUGCAUGUAGCAGAAGGUCAAGUAUCCACAAAUCUCUGUUCAGCCGAAGAACUGCAUGAAGACAAACCGCUGAAUGCACUAUGAGUUCACCCAAGGCUACAACAGCGCAGGGGGCAGGGGUGGUCUAGGAAGCCCAGCUGGGGCUCCAUGGUCCUUGGUUUGCGAUAGCGUCAAGGUAAAGGGCAGAAUCUGAAGGAUCACCUACAGAAUCGUCCUUCUGGACAAGGCCGGUCCAAACAGCUACUUGCUCAAACCUGGACCAGUUAAAGUUUGUGCCGAAGCUGCCUGUAAUUCUUGUUUCUGCUGCAUUAGAUGAAUCAAUAAUUGGAACUUAUUAUGAGUAGACCGGACCCAUAGAGAACACGUCAAAAUCUAACUUGAACCCCACAGGUUUUAGAGGGCCUCAGUUCAGUAAAGACAUCAAGACAUGUGCACAGCCACCUCAGAACCAACAGACGUUGCUGGUAUUUGGACUUUCUGUCCUGUAGGCAUGUGAAGAGAAUGGGUAGAUCCAGAUCAAAGUCUUCUGUCUACUUGUAAUUGCUGUGUAAGAGUUCUGAGCUUGGUCUUUUGUAUUUCUGACCAAAUUUACUGUUAAAAAAAGUAUUUUCAGACUUAAAUUAAAGAAUCAUUACCACAAUA
Messenger RNA from Betta splendens (Siamese fighting fish), 2058 nucleotides. RefSeq names its product zinc finger protein 391-like. The transcript has 2 exons. The coding region runs from base 1 to 1500 and encodes 499 amino acids. Lineage: Eukaryota; Metazoa; Chordata; Actinopteri; Anabantiformes; Osphronemidae. Gene Ontology annotation, molecular function: RNA polymerase II cis-regulatory region sequence-specific DNA binding; DNA-binding transcription factor activity. Gene Ontology annotation, biological process: regulation of transcription by RNA polymerase II. The record is from RefSeq and is a predicted model, not a curated record.